Ectocarpus siliculosus is the source of this 2808-nucleotide messenger RNA. Lineage: Eukaryota; Phaeophyceae; Ectocarpales; Ectocarpaceae. The record is from the annotation of a GenBank genome assembly.
AUGGUUUUCGAAGUCAGGGCCGAGGACAAGGAACUGACAUCCUACCAGCGGAAGUUCUCGAUGAAAGAGAUUUUGACGAGACUCAACGCUGGCGGCAUCGAAACGCGCAUGUUCUACUCCGUGCAACGUGAUGAGGUGUAUUGCAAAAUCCGAUGCCCGUUGGAACGGCUCCAACGUGAAGCGGACCGCGUCGGGUACAAGAUUUUGCUCGACGCCAACAACCUACGGAGUACGUGCCAGCAUGGCCGACCGGGGAAAUGGGCGUCCAUCGUUAUCCAGGACGAGUACAACGAAUCACCGUACGAGGCGUACGAGUACAUCUACGCGCCGUACACAGUGGACAGGCCAGAACUGGAGAGCUUAUACAAGAAGCACGGUGGCCUAGAACGCGAGGUGAUGAUGAUCCCCUUCCGGGGAACUGACAGGUUGAAACUCCUGUACAGCAUCCUCGUCGCCAAGACAGCAGACUCGGGGUGCAACCUCGACAUCCUCCGGCUGGUCAAGUCCAAGUGCCUGUUGGCCUUCUUCCCUCUCCAUGACAAGGUUGAGCUGCGGGCCCUUCAGCGGAAAUGGCUGCAGUACUUUCGCCCUCCUUGGAAAGAGCCGAUCGACGACGUCAAGAACUACUUCGGCGAGAAAAUAGGGCUCUACUUUCUCUGGCUAGGGCACUACACCACCUGGUUGAUUCCAGCCAGCAUCGUCGGGGUCAUGGCUUGGGUGCACGUGGCCUUGAGCGGGAAUGACCCGAACGCGCUCGGCUCGGCGCUCUUCUCCAUUUUCAUCGGGUUGUGGACAACACUCUUCACGGAAUUCUGGAAAAGGAAGCAGGCCAGGUGUGCUAUGCGGUGGGGGAUGUCUGGCUUCGAGGAGCAGGAGCAGACAAGGCCGCAGUACAAGGGCAUCAGAUCCAGCUCGACUAUUGACGGAAAGCCGAUGGACUACUUCCCUCCGUCGGAGAGCCGGAAGCGUUUCAUCUUCAGCCAGACCGUCAUCCUCGGCCUGAUUCUCGUUGUCAUAGGGGUCGUCGCGUCCAUCUUCUGGCUCAAGUACUUCCUCACUCAGCCGGCUCAGUCGUCGGCGCUCGACGUGUGGGGGGUAUCCUUCGCGACGAUCAUCCCCCCCCUGGUCAACGCGGUCCAGAUCCAAGUCAUGAACGCCUUCUACGGCACGGUGGCCAUCAAGCUCACAGACCUGGAAAACCACCGCACAGACACGGAGUACGAGGACAACUUGAUCGCGAAAACCUUCAUGUUCCAGUUCGUCAACUCCUACGCGUCCCUGGUGUACAUCGCCUUCAUCAAGGAGAUCAUUGGCAAUCCGUGCCUGGUAUCUUGUAUGAACGAGCUGAGCACAAACCUGAGCACGGUGUUCCUGGCUAGGCUGGCCGUGGGGAACUUAUCUGAAGUAGUUCUUCCAAUUCUCAAGGCACGAAGAAGACAGAGGGAGGAAACGAUGGGGUCAGACCCAGAGAGGACAUUCAGCGGGCCGGAGCGGGAGUACAUCAAGGAGACCUACGACGUCAUGCUCGGUACCUUCAAGGAUUACGCCGAGAUGAUCAUUCAGUUUGGCUACGCGACUCUCUUUGUUGCGGCGUACCCGCUGUCGUGCCUCAUGGCCUUGGUCAACAACUACAUCGAGAUCAGAAUCGACGCGUGGAAGCUCUGCCAGGUGUCUCGAAGACCGGAGCCAAGAGGGGCCGAGGACAUUGGCACGUGGCACACCAUCCUCACCAUCAUGUCCUCGAUGGCGGUCGUGAGCAAUAGCGCGAUAGUCGCCUUUACCAGCGAGAUAUUCCAUAACCAGACGUGGACGACGAGGGUGUGGAUUUUUCUCGGCAUUGAGCACGGCAUGCUGCUGUUCAAGUACUUGCUGGAAGCGCUCAUCAACGACACCCCCGCGGACGUGGGCAUUCAGCUAAAGCGAAACGAAUUCAUCGUUUCCAAGGUUGUGUACAACAUGCCAGAUGACGACGACGAAGAGGCGGUAAGGGCUGGCAUGCCUACGCUCUCGGACCACACGAUCAUCAGCUCCGAUGAGUGAAUGAUACGUCGCUAGCGCGGCAGAACUAACUGGCCGACUGGUUGGCUGAUGGAACGACCAAGAAUAUGCAAAACACUGAAGGGUUGGUUGCUGCAAUAUACAUGUAGUAGCCGGGUGCGACAAACCAUGAAUAUCGGGAAACGCGUGUUGCUUGGCACUACAGCCAUGCUUCCGUUCGGUACAACACAGUACAAAUAUCAAACGUGACAGUGUAUGACAGCACCCGUGACACUCAAGCUCUGGGGUCCUUCGCGCGCACAACAACAUGAGUCAUGUUUGCAACAGAGGCGGUCCAAGGAAAGUCGACAAAAUUCUGGGUCAAGAUUUUCGUGUUGUGCCGGUUGGUGUGUUGACUACUGCCAGUCGAGUGCCAUGUCACCAGGGUGCUCGUACGGGGGUCCGACGGGAGUUGCGAGGUGCCAGAAACAACGUGUACGGUAGAAAAACACGUCUGACAAGAUGCUCUGUUGGUACCAAGUACCCACCACUGUAUGCCCAGAGUGGUGAGAGUGGCGAAAAGCACUCAACAACAUGUUUCCAUUUCUUCCAACUAAUGUUGAUGUUCCUCUUGUGCACGUAUGUAGCCAUCCCGAAAACGAUGAUGCCCCACGUUCCGAAUCGGCACAGGGACCAUCAUACACAUUCGUUCGACAUGAAAACAAGCGUACGGUGGCACGCGCGGAAGAGCAGAACCACGAGAGGAAAGGCCGCACACACAUAAUAACCCGAAUUUCGCCCAAAUUUUCUCCUCUCCUCUUCCUUGUGGCA